Penicillium antarcticum is the source of this 117-nucleotide messenger RNA. RefSeq lists its product as uncharacterized. NCBI's taxonomy places the organism in Eukaryota, Fungi, Ascomycota, Eurotiomycetes, Eurotiales, Aspergillaceae. The coding region runs from base 1 to 117 and encodes 38 amino acids. The record is from RefSeq and is a predicted model, not a curated record. The transcript is spliced from 2 exons.
AUGAUUCAGGCAGACUGGCCCGAUCGGGGCGGCGCGGGCAUGCCUGGCCACAGUUUGCUCCCCAGCAUCUUCCAAUCGAACAAUGACAAUGUCCCGCUUGUGCGCUGCUCUGAGUGA